Molecule: messenger RNA, 1374 nt
Organism: Spodoptera frugiperda (fall armyworm)
Lineage: Eukaryota; Metazoa; Arthropoda; Insecta; Lepidoptera; Noctuidae
Product: TWiK family of potassium channels protein 7
Exons: 1
Coding region: 201-1274 (357 amino acids)
Biological process (GO): stabilization of membrane potential; potassium ion transmembrane transport
Cellular component (GO): membrane
Molecular function (GO): potassium ion leak channel activity
Source: RefSeq, a predicted model, not a curated record
AAAUUCAGUCAAUAUUUAAAACGCUACUUCUUGUAACUCCGAGUCAACGUUCCAGUGAGUUUCACACUGUAAUGUUUUGUAAUCAAUGUCAAACAGCACUAUUGGCGCGCUGCCAGCAAUAGUCCCGAAAUAGUUUACGCCGGCGUGAUGAUAUUUUCCGUUUACUCCACUCCCUGUUUUAUUUGACAUAGCAAUAUAUUAUGGACCGACACCACCCACUUAACGCGAGUUUCCACGGCUCCAUGAGGAGCAGGGAUUCCUCAUCAACAGUUGGCAGUGAUGCAAGAGAGAAGAUAAAAGACUGUUUCAGAAAAUUCAUAGCUUUUAUGUUUACACAAGUGGGUGUCGGCGCCCUUGUUGUUUGCUACGCGAUCCUAGGCGCGGCGGGCUUCAUGCACAUUGAGAAAGAUAGCCCCGAUGUGCAGCUACAUGAAGUGAGGCAACUCCGGCAGAACUGUGCGGAGGCACUGUGGAACAUCACUAUCACAGACAACUUGUUCAAUGAAACUGCCUGGGUGAUUAAAGUGGAUGAAGUACUCAAAGUGUUCCAAAAUAACAUCACAGCUGCCAUUCACACCGGCUACAAUGGCAGGUCGGCCGAGGACAUCUGGUCAUUCCCAGCAGCUCUCAUGUAUUCCCUCUCAGUGUUCACUAUGAUUGGAUAUGGGAAUAUUGUACCCAAGACAGUGUGGGGCAAGAUUGUGACUAUAGCAUAUGCUUGUUUUGGUAUACCAAUAUAUGUUUUGUAUUUCUGUAAUAUGGGCAAGGUGUUGGCUCAGUCAUUCAAGUGGUUGUACAUAACUGCCCAUGAGUGUAGCAGGAGAGAUGACACAUUGUUUGAAGAUGGAGAAAUGCAACCAGUAAAGCGGAAGAUUACAGUACCAUCAACAGCCUGUUUGUGGGUCAUAUCUUUCUACAUAGUCACUGGGACGAUAAUGUUUGGAGCAUGGGAGAAAUGGAACUACCUGGAUUCCACAUACUUCUGUGUGAUAAGUUUGUGCAAGAUUGGUUUCGGUGACUUUGUGCCAGGUGCUAAUAUAGCUGACUCUGCGGGUGGCUCUCAUUUGAAGCUGGUCAUCAACUUCAUUUAUGUACUCCUGGGCAUGGGUCUAGUGGCCAUGUGCUACAACCUCAUGUGUGAAGAUGUCAGAGUGAAGGUCAGGGAGUUACGCGAGGACCUGAAGAACUGUCUGGAUGAUAUCACUCUGAAGAUCACUGUGUGCAUGAAUGACACUAAAUAUUAUCACCAGAAAAACAGUCGGAAUGUGAAGUGACCAUAGUGUACUAAUAUUAUAAUUUAUUUAAGGAAACAUUAUGAAAUCUAAGUCUAUAGUUAUGUUGUAUGAUUUAUUUAAUAAAUGCAUUUAGUUACUA